Messenger RNA from Coregonus clupeaformis (lake whitefish), 3413 nucleotides. RefSeq lists its product as uncharacterized. The transcript has 17 exons. Lineage: Eukaryota; Metazoa; Chordata; Actinopteri; Salmoniformes; Salmonidae. Bases 126 to 2465 code for a protein of 779 amino acids. The record is from RefSeq and is a predicted model, not a curated record. Gene Ontology annotation, molecular function: interleukin-17 receptor activity.
CGUUCUACUGCAUUUUGCGCAUUUGCAGUUGUUUGCCCCUAGGGCCAAACUUGUUCUAGCAACAUCGGAUACGCCGUGACUUUUUCCAAGUGUCUCUGUUGUGAGUAGGCUAGUGGUCAGCGGUGAUGAUGAUGAGACGCGGGAAGGGACCUGCAGGUGCUGUGCUCUUGCUCCUGUUGUGCCUGCUGCAGCUCCUGCGCGCCUCUGAGGAGAUAACACGCGCCAAACUAACUGUCACCGAGAUUCAAUACCAAAAUGGUUCCACCUGGAACCCUGAGAGUCUUCCCCAGCUGAGUCUGUCCACAGUCCAGUUCUCUCCACCCACACCCUCCACUCUCGGGUUCUCUCCAUCACAAGGCUCCUGUUCUGCCUGCGUCCAUGUACGUGUCAGAAUGAAAGCGUCAGACUUCACUGGGACACUGACCAUUAAAUACCGGGAGCUGUCAACUACAACUCGCAGAGCCAUCUCCAUAAAGAAUGGAGUCAAUAAUGACACUUUACAGUGGAGUGACUUGUAUCGACCCAUCGUAGUUGGAAAGACCAACAUUAAUCGCUUACAUCUCCAUGACAUUGGCCAUACGAUUUUGUGGGAGUUGGUAUAUGACUGUUUCCCGGCUGACGCAGGGCGAGAGGUGUAUGUGUCUUUGUCCUCUAAACCACCGAGACAACACAGGUACAUCGUCCAGGAGGACAUCUGUCCAGAUCCAGUACCGGAGUUUGACCUGUCUGUGGAUGAGCUGGCUCGAUCCCUCACUGUAACGGUAGCAACUGGAGACCAUAUAUACCAACCGGCUCUCUCAUCUGUUGUAUACACCAGGUUGUGCUACAGACACACAGACGCAGAAUGCUCCAAUCUUUCUGAUCUUAUUACUAUUUACACCAAUCAGUUUCUGUCAGUGACUCUCAGGUUCCCCUACCUGCUGCCCUGUGUCUGUGUACAGGUAUAUUACACACACUUGGACGCAAGGCGAACCACAGUUUGCCCGUUUGUGAAUGGCUCAUUAGAUGGGGGCAGAGACGUGUGGCGCUCCAGUAAUGUGACUCUGUAUGGUGAGUUGGGUUCGAGCAUGGCCUGGAGUGCCCUGUGUCCUGCUGCUUACCUGAAGCCCUCUGCCUCCCUCUGCUGGCGACACCAGAGAAACACACCCCACUGCACUCCCAUCCUCAACUCCACACUGGAGGACAUAGAGCAGAAGGGAGAUCUGAAAUAUAAUGUUUCUGCUGUGGAUAAACACCCUCAGAUGUGUGUGCAGUUUUCCUUUAGAGGCAACCAUGAUGUCCACUGUCCAUUCCCUCCAGGUAUGUCUAAGUGGGAGGCAUAUGUUGGUCCUGGUUCACAAAGUCUCUGUGUCUAUCUCACCUCCACUAUCCCAGCAUCCUUUGCUGCACAACUCUGUGUCCGGCAGGAGAAGGGAUGUGUGUCCAGAGGAGCUAUAUACUUAAUAAACAUCGGUGGGGGCACCAGAGAGACACAGCUGAACCUGCCUUUAUCAUCCCUGACUCAGGGUCUAUGUGUGCAGGUCUGGCGGUCAGAUCCUGCACAGUAUGGGAGGAGACUACUGUGUCCUGACUAUUCUAACAGGAGAUGGGGUCUCUAUGCUGUUGCAGCCUUGACACUUCUGGUUACUGUGGCAACGCUGGGAAGCCUCAUCCACUAUGUGACCAAGAAGGGAGUCACAGGUUGGCUAUUCAUCCAGAGGCCUGUGUUGUUGGUAUGUUCCUCAGAGCAGUCAGCCCAUGUAUCUGCCGUGUGCGCUUUGGCCUCCUUCCUACAGGGGGAGUUGUGUGCUGAAGUGCGCAUGGCUUUGUGGGCCCAGAGCUCCAUUGGGGCUGGUCCUGGGGCUGUGGAGAGGUCUUGGGCUGGGGUGGCUGAACUGGGCCCUGUGCCCUGGCUGUAUGGACAGUGGGAGGCAGUUAGAGAGGCAGGAGGCCAGAUGCUGAUCGUAUGGAGCGCAGAGGCUAAGGAGUCUUACAGGAGCUGGAGAGAAGAGAGGGAGGGAGGGGAUAGGAGAGAGGGGGAAAAGACAGGAGGGAGUAAAGGAGAGGAGAUGCAACGAGGGGAAAGGGGAGGAGAAGAGAUGGAAGGACUUGAGAAAACAAGAGGGGAACAGGAGCAAGCAGGAAUGAAGAAAGGAGGGGAAUGGAAAGAGGAGAGUAGGAGCGGAGAGGAGAGAGAGCCCUCUUCAGUGACAGGGCCAGUGUUCAGGGCUGCCCUGUCCUGUCUGCAGGGGGCACUAGAGGGGGAAGGCAGGGUCCACGGCUUCACCAUUGUCUACUUCCAGGGCCUCUGUCACAGCCGAGACAUCCCCAAGGACCUCAGAGGAGUCCCGCGCUACUGCCUGCCUCAGGAUUUCGGAGGCCUGAUACGUGAGCUGGGCAGGACCGCUAGAGGGAGGAACAGUGUGAUUGGCAGCUGGGACUGUUCCUCUCCAAUACACUGUCACUUUGGUUGGCACGACGACUAACUCACAGGCUCAGAGUGUCGUUGUCACAGGAAGAGGAGGGGCUAAAACCGAAAUCAUCACAGGAAGUGAUAUCAGAGAGGACACUGAACAGGCAUGUGUUGCCGUUGUCAACUAAUGAGGAGAGGACAGAGCCAAGCACUUUGCGGAGAAGUAGUUGCUCAGCGGGUCACCAUGGUGAUGAGGCAGGGCAUCUCAGGUUUCACCUUUUUACAGGGGCCAGACUUUUGUCUUGACUGUAACAUGAGGCAGAGCACAUGGGAACACAUGGCACAGCUAACAGAACUAAAGGAGGAGGAGGAACACAUGGCACAGCUAACAGCAGUGAAGGAGGAGGGAGAGACACACAUGGCACAACUAACAGCACUGAAGGAGGAGGAGGAACAGAUGGCACAGCUAACAGAACUAAAGGAGGAGGAGGAACACAUGGCACAGCUAACAGAACUAAAGGAGGAGGAGGAACACAUGGCACAGCUAACAGCACUGAAGGAGGAGGUGAGAAAGCUGAGGUGUGACAGAGAGCAGGACACUCCCCCAGAGUAGCCAGCAGAACAGCCCACCUCAAGCACGGACCCAGACCACAACCUCAACACCACAAUGGGACAGAAAACACAGGACCCACAAACUCAACAGACCUCACCCCCUCCUAACAGCCCCCCUGUCAGCUCCCCCGAUAGCUCUCCUGACAACCCCCACACAUCCACUGAGGACACACAAAAGCCAGAAAUUGUGCUCCUCAUUGACUCAAAUGGCAAAUACAUUCAAGAGAAUAAACUUUUUCCCAAACACAAAGUGGCUCAACUCUGGUGCCCAAACACUAGGCAUGCCCUGGAGCUGUUGUCAGAGGACAGACUAGGGUCCCCCAGCCACAUUAUAAUUUACACGGGCACAAACGACCUGAGGGCCCAGCAGGAAAGUGUGGCCACAGCACUCAAGAGAGUGAUUGAAAAA